AUGACGGUCCCACAAUCGCACACCAACGGCGCGACGCCGACGGUCGUCAACGGCACGGGCAACACGCCGGUGCGCUCGCUGCUGGACACGGACCUGUACAAGCUGACGAUGCAGCAGGCGGUGCUGCGGCACUACCCGGACAGCCACGUCGCGUACAAGUUUACGAAUCGGUCCAAGGACAUGCGCUUCACCCGCCAGUGCGUCGAUCGCAUCAAUGUCUACAUCCAGGCGCUGUCCGACCUGCGCCUGACGGCCGACGAACGGAGCUGGCUGCAGGCCAAGUGCCCCUUCCUGCAGCCCAAGUACCUCGAGUACCUCUCCGGAUACCGCUUCCGACCCUCUGAGCAGGUCAAGGCCACCUUUGUUCCCUCGAACGACGACCCGGAGGCGGGCGAGCUGUCGCUGCUCGUCGAGGGCCGGUGGUGUGAGGUCAUCCUCUACGAGGUCCCCCUCAUGGCCAUCGUCAGCGAGUCCUACUUUGAGACCGUGGAUCAGGCCUGGGAUCUCCAGGGCCAGCACACUCAAGCCUUCAACAAGGCGCGCCUGCUCUGCAGUAACGGGAUCCGCUUCUCCGAGUUUGGCUCGCGCCGGCGCAGGUCGUACGCGACGCACAAGACGUGCGUGCAAGGGCUCAUCGCCGGCGAGGCUACCGCGCUCGCCUCGAACCCGGCCAAGCCGGGCAAGCUGCUGGGCACGUCCAACGUCCACUUUGCGCACCUGUUCGACCUCGCACCCGUCGGCACCGUGGCGCACGAGUGGACGAUGGCUGUCGCGGCGCUCGAGGGGUACGAGCACUCGAACCUGCUGGCGCAGCAAAAGUGGGACGCCGUCUACUCGCCGCCCAACUUUGUCGCGUCGACGCCGGCGCACGACCUCACCAUCGCCCUGACCGACACGUUUUCGACGAGGGUGUUUUUCGACGACCUCCUCUCGUCCGAGGCCGGCAGGGAGAUUGCGCGGCGCUGGAGGGGGCUGCGGCAGGAUAGCGGCGACAGCAAGGCCUUUGCGCGCAAGGCCGUCGAGGUCUACGAGCAGCUCGGCGUCGACCCCAAGCGCAAGCUCGUCAUGUUCUCCGACAGCCUCGACGUCGACCGCUGCAUCGACCUGGCGCGCUACGCCGACGACAUCGGCAUCGGCCACGGCUUCGGCGUCGGCACCAACUUCACCAACGACUUUCGCAGGCUCGCCUCGCCCAGCGACCGCUGCGACGGCGCCGACGUCGAGGGCGAGCCCAGGCAGGGCGAAAAGUCGCCCGCGCUCAACAUCGUCAUCAAGCUCGACCAGAUCGACAACCGGCCCGCCGUCAAGAUCAGCGACGACCUCAGCAAGAACUGCGGCGACCCCGACGAGGUCCGCAUGGUCAAGCGCCGCUUCGGCCUCGAAGGAGCAGAGCAAGUCGAGGAUGCGUAG
Pseudozyma flocculosa PF-1 is the source of this 1410-nucleotide messenger RNA. RefSeq lists its product as uncharacterized. Bases 1 to 1410 code for a protein of 469 amino acids. The record is from RefSeq and is a predicted model, not a curated record. The transcript has 5 exons. Gene Ontology annotation, molecular function: nicotinate phosphoribosyltransferase activity. Gene Ontology annotation, biological process: NAD+ biosynthetic process. Lineage: Eukaryota; Fungi; Basidiomycota; Ustilaginomycetes; Ustilaginales; Ustilaginaceae.